UCAAACCUCAAGUUUUCUGAAAAACUAUCCGGAAAGAUGAAGUUACUAGAUUGGAUGCAUCGUAAGUUCCGCCAAAACAGCGGCGAUCCGCUAAAGGAUUUUGCCAUUGGGCAGACGUCGCUCGACGAUCCUCAAUGCCACCAGAAGCCAAACUAUGGCACCAAAAUCUUCAAACAACCCCCAAAAGAUCACUACCUUCGGAGAUCUUUCACUGGUCAAGAGGAAGCAAGAGUACUAGAAGAAGAAGAAUUAGAAUACGAAGAAGAAUCAUCUGCAGCAAUAUCUCAUGAGCUCUUCCAUGGCUUUCUUGCAAUUGGUACCCUUGGUACAGACCAAGUCAUGAAUGAACUUUCCACACCAAAGUUUUCAAUCUCUAUUGAGAAUAUAACUGAAAACGAAACAGAAGUGACAGAGAACGAUCUGAAGCUCAUCAACGAUGAGUUGGAAAAGGUGUUGGGAGCUGAAGUUAAGGACGAUGGCUGCAAUUAUUCAUCUGGGAGAAGCAGCCAUGUCAGCGCUGGAAGAAGUAGUCAUGGUAGCAGCAUAACACUUGGUGGUAAGCAAAUGGAAGGUCCAGAGACAAAUGGGAAUGGAACUACAGUCUGCCCACUCCAAGGAUAUCUGUUUGGGUCAGCAAUUGAAUUGUCAGAAACAGCAGCAGCAACAACAACGGUAGUGGCAAAGAAGGAACAUAGAACAUCUCUUGGUGAGCUGUUUCAGAUGAGUAAAACAGCGGAGGAGAAUCCUGGAACAAAGUGCGACAGGGAGGAUAGGCGAACAGAAAAGGAAGCAGUUAAAUCUACCAUGCACCUGAUGAAAAAACUGCUGAAGAAAAAAAUGCUUCAUGCUUCUUCUCGGAGCUCUACAGCAGCUGCUGGUGGGCCUCUUGAUUCUGCUUCAGCAGAGAAAAAAGUGCAUAAGAUCCUCCAAAUGUUCCACAGGAAAGUUCACCCUGAAAACUCAACAGCAAUCCAAAAGCCUACUAAGACCAAAAAGACUGAGACCAAGAAGAAAGUAAUCAUGUGUAACGGGGACGGCGACAGUACUGGAGAUCAUCAGGUGCCCCCAGAAGAAGAAAUAAUGUUGUAUCCUAAAACAUCCCUUUCAAAGAACAGCAUUAUACGGCGCUACAAGAGCCAAUCUAACCUGCAGCAGUUCACGGUACUCAACAGCAGCGAUUCAAAUGGGAACAGGGAGCACUGGAUCAAAACGGAUGCAGAUUACCUAGUGCUGGAGCUCUAAAAGGCAGAAGCAGCAAUUAAGUUGGCACUUGGCAGUGACAUGAUCGUCUAGUGUUGUAAGAUUCUACUUGGUGACGAUGGCUGCUAAUGGC
This is a messenger RNA of Juglans regia (Persian walnut), 1333 nucleotides long. Its product is annotated as protein LAZY 1-like. The coding region runs from base 37 to 1242 and encodes 401 amino acids. The transcript has 5 exons. The record is from RefSeq and is a predicted model, not a curated record. Lineage: Eukaryota; Viridiplantae; Streptophyta; Magnoliopsida; Fagales; Juglandaceae. Gene Ontology annotation, biological process: gravitropism; regulation of auxin polar transport.